AUGAGUCUGCAGGUCUUAAAUGAUGAAAACGUCACCAGUGAAAAAAGUACAGAGAACUGCGACUUCCUGUUUUCGCCACCAGAACUUACCGGAAGAGCGUCUGUUCUUCGUCUAUCACAGAAAGAAAAUGUGCCAUCCAAGAAUCUGGCCAAAGCUAUGAAGGUGACUUUUCAGACACCUUUGAGGGACCCACAGACGCACAGGAUCUUGAGUCCUAGCAUGACCAACAAACUUGAGGCUGCGUUUCCUCUAGGUGAUAACACUGGAUUAGAAAACCGUCCCCAGCUCUGGACACAGAUAGAGAACCAACAGCUCGUCAAGGACGUGAACGCCAAAAUUACCAGAAUUCUCCAGAAACCAGUGGUUGCCAAUGCUGUCCUCCCAGGGGACACAAAUUCAGCCUUUGGAGAUGGCAGCUCCGGCGAGCCUGGCCUGGCCUUUCUGACUGACCCAGGCUCCUCACACUCUCUCCAGAGCCCAGGAAGUCCUGAAAACCAGCUAGCAUCUCCAGGAAAAAUGCUUGGCAGCCCUGAGCUAGCCUCACAAGAAAAUAUUAGUUCUAAUUUCUUGGACAAAAACAGAACGCCUACCUCCAAGACCCUCGAGGACCUUCCUAAGACAGCAUCCCAACAGCAAGCAGAGACUCCUCACAGAGCCAAGAUAGAUAGCUUAUGUGGCAGUGUCUCUGUGGCCGUGGCCACUUCACCUGGCACAAGCCCUAAAGGCGAGCCUUUGGCAGGUGUACCUGGCGAGGCCCUCACCUGCCCUGAGGACGUGGGCACCCCCGGCCCAGCAGAUGGCACCCAGCUUCUUACCCCUACACAUGCCUCUGGUCCUGAUCAUGCAACCCUGACCAGCCCCCCAAAAGCUUGCAGAACCCUGUCCCUGAGUCCUCAGAAAGAAGAAGCUACUGUUCAAGUGGCCAAUUCCUCCAGGAGUGAACCCAUAAGACUAGAGUUUGAUCUCUCUGACGGCAUCACCAGCAAAAGGGCCCUCCCCCCAAAGAGACUGGGAAAAAGACUCGGUCUCAAGCCUCCUGUGAAGAGAGCAGAGAUGCGGCAGGAACGGCCACCCCAGAAGGUAGAAGAGCAAGGCAGUAGCCAAAUGGCAGAUGAGCACUCCAUGCUGGCCCCCCGUGACUCUUGCAGCCAUGAUUGGGACAAGCUGGAUGACCCAAACUUCAGCUCGUUUGGAAGAGACUCCAAGUGUGGUGGCAGCGAAGCCCAGCCCCCAGAGACCAGGUUGGCCCAGCCUGCAGCAGAAGAGCUAAGUGCCAGGCCUGGGGCCACGGAGGAUGUGCAUCCCAACCAUGAACAUGCUCCUAUGCUGUGUCUCUCCAGACAGCUAUGUUCAGCCUCAGCUGGGGAUACCCUGGUGCAGAUGGCAGCCGAGACCUCAGGAGCAGAGGGCAAGGAGGGAACCUGGAAUUCCUCAGGCACCUCAGUUUCCACAAGCUGUCCGGGAAGUGAGCCAGCGCCCCUGCUCCAGCAGGGGCUGGAGCCCGCCUUGGAGCUUCAGGAAGAGAGCUUCAGAGACCCUGCUGAGGUUCUAGGCAUGGGGGCCGAGGUGGACUACCUGGAGCAGUUUGGAACUUCCUCGUUUAAAGAGUCAGCCUUGAGGAAGCAGUCCUUAUACCUCAAGUUCGACCCCCUCCUGAAAGACAGCCCUCUCAGACCAGUGCCUGUGGCCAGUGAGACAAACAGCGCACCUGAAGCAGGCGAGCCUUCCUCGGAGGAGCCACGAGAAGCCCAGCUGGUGGAGGUGGAUUUCUUGGGCACACUGGAUGUUCCUGUGCUGGGCCCAGCCCCAUGUGUCCUUGCACCUGAGGGUCUGCCUCUGCCCACUGGGUCCAUCGUGGACCUGCUGCAGUAUAGCCAGAAGGACCUGGACGCAGCGGUGAAAGCAGUGCAGGAGGAGAACCUGGAGCUGAGGAGCAAGUGUGAGGAGCUCCACGGGAAGAACCUGGAGCUGGGGAAGAUCAUGGACAGGUUCGAGGAAGCUGUAUACCAGGCGAUGGAGGAGGCCCAGAAACAGAAGGAACUUGCCAAAGCCGAAAUCCAGAAAGUCCUAAAAGAAAAAGACCAACUUGCUGCAGACCUGAGCUCCAUGGAGAAGUCCUUCUCCGACCUUUUCAAGCGGUUUGAAAAACAGAAGGAGGUGAUUGAAGGCUACCACAAGAAUGAGGAGUUGCUGAAGAAGUGUGUGGAAGAUUACAUGGUGCAGAUUGACAGGGAGGCCCAGCGAUACCAGGCCCUGAAGGCCCAUGCGGAGGAGAAGCUCCAGCUGGCAAACGAGGAGAUUACCCAGAUCCGCAGCAAGACCCACGCGGAGGCCCUGGCCUUCCAGGCAAGCCUGAGGAAGGAGCAGAUGCGAGUCCACUCACUGGAAAAGACAGUGGAACAGAAGGCCAGAGAAAAUGAGGAGCUGACCCGGAUCUGCGAUGACCUCAUCUCCAAGAUGGAGAAGAUCUGAUACCCCUCACCCUCCUGGCCCUCUGCUUGUCUGUUUCUUUAGGUUUAGUGUGCUUUCUUCUGUCUUACCUUACUCAUUUUUAACUAGAUUACAUUCAAAAGCAGUAAAUAAAGCUACCUUGCGUG
Messenger RNA from Carlito syrichta (Philippine tarsier), 2597 nucleotides. RefSeq names its product transforming acidic coiled-coil containing protein 3 (gene TACC3). Gene Ontology annotation, biological process: mitotic spindle organization; cell population proliferation; cerebral cortex development. Gene Ontology annotation, cellular component: cytoplasm. The transcript has 15 exons. The coding region runs from base 1 to 2472 and encodes 823 amino acids. NCBI's taxonomy places the organism in Eukaryota, Metazoa, Chordata, Mammalia, Primates, Tarsiidae. The record is from RefSeq and is a predicted model, not a curated record.